AUGGCCGCCACACGCGCCUCGCAGGUCAAUGGUUCUCUCAGCGACCACGUGACCGACUUGUGGACGGCGCCGGAACCACGAGCGAACCGCCGCCGCUUCCUUCCAUCGCCGCCGCCGCCGCCGCCCGCGCCGCCUGUCACGCCACGCCCAUGCCUAGUUCCGUGGGAGAGCCCUCUGUUGGCGGAGGAUCAAACCAGUUUUCUUAAUGGCAUUCCAAAGAUGUGUUCGCGGACCUUGCUCCUGUCUGGGGCUCUCUUGAUCCUCGCCUCGGCUGCCUUCGUGUGGGCGAGUGGGCGUCCACACUCCAAGAAAACUGUCUUCAGCUUUCACUUCCUGGUCGAAAAGCGUCUUGAAUGCCUGCUGGGACGAACUGUUCCAUGGAAGAUUCGGUUUUUGUCGUCUUAUUGCGUCAGUGACGUCUUAAUUGCCUCACCGGAAGUCUUCGACAGCGAGUUGUUUUUAUUGUAUAGAUCGAUUGUUUUCCCAAUUUUCUUUACGGUAGACUCUGAAGCUUGCCUCGUCUCCACGUGGGUUCUGUUAGUCGGAAGUGCCUCGUGUUGUGGUCGAGUUGCCUUUGAGAAACUGACCGAACUGGACUAUCGAGGCUCCACGUACUACACCAUCAGGAACCUCUCGCUGUGGGAAUGCCAAGGAUGGUGCAGGGAGGAACCGGAGUGUGCCGCGGCGUCCUUCAGUUUCGUCAUGAAUCCCCUGGCGCCGGUGCAGGAGACGCUGUGUUUACUUCAGAACGAGACCAUGGCUACCAACCCUUCCGCACAACCCCAGCGCGCGGUGUCCCUGUACUAUAUGGUCAAACUCCACGUCAGGACGAACAAGGUGUGCAACCGCCCGUGGACCUUCGAGCGAGUGCCCAACAAGAUGAUCAAAGGCCUCGACAAUGCAGAGAUCUUCACCUCGUCGAAGGAAGGCUGUUUAGCGUCCUGUUUGAAUGAGGUGAGGUUCACCUGUCGAAGCGCCGAAUACAACUACGUGACGCUCCAGUGUUCCUUGAGCGAGUACGACCGGCGCUCCGUCGAGGACACGAUCGAGAUGGUGGAUGUUCAGGGAGUCGACUAUUUCGAGAACCUUUGCGUCCAAGCAUCGGGCGCUUGUCGAGGAGACCGAGAGUAUGAGCAGCCGCAGUUAGGUGUCCCCAUCAACUUCGUGUCCCAUUAUGUUGAUAUGCAUUACUAUGUUGACAAGGAGCUCAUGGCUAACAGCGUCGCGGCCUGCGAGAGAGCGUGUGAAAUCGAAAACGAAUUCCUCUGCAGAUCCUUCCUCUACAAGGGACCACCUACAGGCAACACCUACAACUGCCAGCUUUUCCACCUCGAUCAUUUCACUCUCCCCGACGGUCCUUCCACUUUCCUCUCCACUGACAGGCCCCUGCUUGACAACGGAGAACGAACGGGCGUCUACUACGAAAAUGUCUGCAAGAACCGGAAGGACAAUAUGAUCUGUAAGCAAGUGACGACCAGAGACAAUCGGUACAUCACUCAGAUCAUGUGCUUUGACAAGGCUACCAUCUCUCGCCAAGUUAGCAUCGAGGGCGUGGAAGAGCUGGACAACCUCCUGUCCGUAUACAAUACAAAAUCCUCGACCAAACUCGCGAGCAUGACCCGGCCCUUUCCAGGAUCCUUAGACUCCAACCCAGUGGGUGCUGCUGCUACCGAAAGCUCCCCGUCGACGACCAACCAGGGGGGGGACAACUGUGAUCCCACUGGAGUUUGUUAUGAUGUAUCCGUACACUGCAAGGACACGCGCAUCGUGGUGGAGGUGAUGACCAACAGGAACUUCAACGGCCGCAUCUACGCCCUUGGUCGCUCGAAGACGUGCAACAUCCAGGUCAUCCAGUCGAACAAAUUCCGCCUGGACCUCUCCAUGGCUGGUCAAGACUGUAACACACAGAGUGCUAAUGGCGUGUACACCAACACCGUCGUCAUCCAGCACCACUCCGUCGUCAUGACCAAGACUGACAAGAUCUACAAGGUGCGCUGUACCUACGACAUGUCUUCGAAGAACAUUUCCUUCGGCAUGAUGCCCAUCAGAAGUGAUGGUUCAGGCCAGGAUGUCAACCAGAUAUCCGAGACACUGAUGAUCCGGGAUCCUGACAUGAUUCCCAUCACGUCUGCCCCCGAGGCCCCUAUGCCCAGGAUCCGGAUCUUGGACGCCGAAGCCAGGGAAGUGGAGACCGUCAGGAUUGGAGACAGACUCGCCUUCAGGAUCGAGAUUCCCGAAGAAACUCCCUACGGUAUCUUUGCCCGAAGCUGCGUUGCCAUGGGGAAAGACUCGAGCUCCACCUUCCAAAUUAUCGAUGACGAAGGAUGCCCUGUGGAGCCUUCCAUCUUCCCUCAGUUCAUCCGCGACGGCACCGCUGUUCAGUCCGUGUACGAGGCCUUCCGUUUCACCGAGUCUUAUGGCGUCAUCUUCCAGUGCAACGUCAAGUACUGCCUCGGGCCUUGUGAGCCUGCGAGGUGCCAAGUCGGGCGCGAACAGUUGGAAUCCUGGGGAAGGAAGCGUCGAGGCGUCAACAACCCCAGGGACGGCCGCGGACACGUGCAGGAGACCACCAAGGAGGAGGCGAUAGCGGCGGCCGAGCGCAGGAGCAGCGGCGCGAGUGAGAUGAGCAUUAGCCAAGAGAUCCUGGUGCUGGACCUCGGCGACGACCAGAGCCCGCAGUACCGCGAGAAGUCCGGACUCGAAGCCAACAACAACUACUACACAAACACCGCCGACGUCACACUCUUCGAAACGUGCCCAACGAGAUCGUCCGUCCUCGCCCUGGCCGUGACCUGUGCCAUCCUGCUGCUGAUCUACGUCCUCACCGUAUUCUACUUCGUCAUGAGAAAGUGGUUCCGUCCCUCGAAGAACGUGCGGUAAAGUGCGGUAUCGGAAAGAGUGAAGAACGUUACUGUGGGGAGGGGGAAGGGAGGAAGGAACGGCAUGCUUGAACGCCACUGGAAGAACAAAAGAAAGACGAGCAUGCGGCGAACCUCCCUGAUUUCUCCUUGCUCGUCCCCGUCCAAAAUAGGCGAUUGAGGAAGAUUCAAUUCAUGCGUAAUGAAUUCUAAAAACAAAUUUAGGUUUAAGGAUCGACAUUAAUGUGUCGGUGACAGGCAGAGGUAGGAGUUGAUUUGGAAACUGGGAACUGGAUCUGCGUGGCGGAUCCCUGUCCCCUUCGUCCAAGUUACGAAUCAGAGAGAAAAACCUUCGAUCGCGCUUUUUGAAAUCGUCUUUAGAAAAAGUAACAUCCCUACAAGAAAUAAAAAAAACAACAACGAAUUUUCCCAAUUGAUUUCAUAAUAUGAUUUAUAGUUCAUGAUAGAGCCAUCGAAAGUUUCUCCUUCUUUUCGAAAGCAACUGUUUACUCAUGCCAGUGGAGUCCCAGUGUUGGAGGCAUUAUUAUACUUAUGACCCGGGCAUUUAACUACAAGACCGGCAUACAGAAGACAUUUCCAUGGGCAUUGGAAACCAAAACUAUUAGAUUAAUCUUUUUUUUUGUCUAAACCGAUCUGUGGAUUACUUUAGGAACAUAACAAAGUCGGAAUAAGGUUCAGGUGAUUUAAUUAAUAGAACGCGAGAAAUGAAAUCACCUGGGUGGUGUUAGAUAGGUGUCGAAAACCUCUUAGUUGCUUUAGCUGCCACGGCCAUGGGUGGUGAUCCAACGCUGACUUGGCAAGUGGUGGGGAGAAAAUAAAAAUCCCCGUUUUUCUAUUGCUGUGAUCCGGAAGUGGUCCUUAACGCCAUUAUAUCAUGGAUUUAGUUUUACACACGCAUUAACUCGACCUAUAUUUAUCAUUGCUAGUUUUGACCAGCUUAGAGAGUGUCCAAGCGAGUUACUGACUAAUGAAUUCGGCCAUAGUCUCCUAAGUCCAGGUUGAGUUCAGCUUCCUUAGAUUGUUAGCGGAUUUCUUUGACGUUAAAACGAAAUUUGUCCCAUUGCUGAUUCGUUGCUGAAGCCUUAGUUAUUCCCUUCUUUGAGCCAAAAGAUGAAAUAGCAGAAAAAAAUAUAUAUAUUUUAAAAAUUUCUGUUCCUCGUUAGGUAUUUUAGUCUGUAGGUGGAUAAAUAUUCUCAAAAACAAAAUAAAAAAUAAAUCACUUGCACCAUGAAACUCCUGUAACGGAAGAACUACGGCUUUUUUAGUCACUUUCAUUGCAAAAACUCGGAAUUCCAAGCCACAUUGCACGCGACGGAACGAGUCAGCGACGAGGACAAAUUAAUGGGGCGAAUUUUUAAACUUUUUUUUUAAACAUUUUUUUUUCAUUCUUCCUUUUGGAAAGCUGCGGGAAAGAGCCAGCAUAAGGGGUGGAAAACAAAGACGAAUGAUUGUGAAAACAUCAAUUUUGUUUUCAGUACUGAUUUGUUUCUUAAAAAGAUCAGUGAAGAUAUGAUAGUUAUUGAGCAAAGUCCGCUAGAAAUGUUAUCCCGUGUCAGCGUGCCUGGCGUCGUUGCUUCAGAUACCUGUCAAUCAUCAGAUCCUGAGCCGUACAAAUUUCAAACAAUUAUCAAUGAAAGACUACAGAAAAACCUUACCGAUGACAAAUAGUAUACAAAGCAAAGGCAUUUUAAAAACUAUAGUGGCAUUAAAUAUCAUUAAGCAGUUUACUUACAACAGCUAAUUAUAUCACUAAUUACGCUGCUGUGAGAUGUGAACGAACACCCGCUGGCCCUCUCACCCGGCUGUUGGUGACUGGUAAAUUUCUUUCAUAAUUCUUGUUGCUUCCUAUUUAUUUGCAUUUUUUGUUUGUUUGUAAAUACUCUGUUUUUAUUUAUUAUGCUAUUUAUGUAGUGUGUUUCAUAUGUUUGUCUAAGAUAUGAACAAUAAAACAUUUCUAAAAUAG
Penaeus indicus is the source of this 4842-nucleotide messenger RNA. RefSeq lists its product as uncharacterized. The coding region runs from base 1 to 2880 and encodes 959 amino acids. Lineage: Eukaryota; Metazoa; Arthropoda; Malacostraca; Decapoda; Penaeidae. The record is from RefSeq and is a predicted model, not a curated record. The transcript has 24 exons.